This is a messenger RNA of Amaranthus tricolor (Joseph's coat), 5017 nucleotides long. RefSeq lists its product as uncharacterized. Gene Ontology annotation, molecular function: protein binding. The coding region runs from base 251 to 4657 and encodes 1468 amino acids. The transcript has 9 exons. The record is from RefSeq and is a predicted model, not a curated record. NCBI's taxonomy places the organism in Eukaryota, Viridiplantae, Streptophyta, Magnoliopsida, Caryophyllales, Amaranthaceae. Gene Ontology annotation, biological process: positive regulation of DNA-templated transcription.
AAUAAAAAAAUUAGUGAUAAAUAAUGGAGUAAAAGGAGAAAUGUAAAGAAAAUUAGAGAGCAAAUUGGUAAGAAACUAAUCGUGAUGCUCAAAAACACACUUGCGUUCUCCAAAACCUCCUUCCAGAAAAUUCCAGGAAGAGAAGAAAAAACAAACAAUAAUCAACCAAAUCACAAACUCCUAAAACCCAAAAUUGAAAACCCCAAUUUGAAAUGCUGAUUAAACAACCAUCAUUUUAAUCCUAAAAUCAAUGGAGAAAUCACCUUACUCAAACUCUCUAGAAAUGCAGUGCGUAGGAAAAUUAGAAAUUGCAAGCCCUAAACCACUAGGAUUUCUUUGUGGUUCUAUUCAUGUACCUACUGAUAAAUCCUUCAACUCUUUCAGUUCUGCUCUUGUUCCUUCUUCUGAAACGGUAAGUGCGCCAAGAUAUCGAAUGCUACCCACGGAAACUGAUCUUAAUAGUCCGCCAUUGCCAACGACUAGUAUUCCUGACAUGGGUUCAUCUGCUCCUUCUGAAGGUGUACCCUGGGAUGAUGGGGUUGUUACAUCUAAUCUAGUUAGGAAGGGUGAGGCCCUUGCUGUAUCCGGUUUGGUGGAGUAUGGUGAUGAUAUAGAUGUCAUAGCUCCUGCUGACAUCCUGAAGCAGAUUUUUAAGAUCCCUUACUCAAAAGCUCGACUAUCCAUUGCAGUUCACCGUGUUGGGCAAACUCUUGUUCUAAAUGCUGGGCCUGAUGUUGAGGAUGGUGAAAGAUUUGUGAGGAGAAACCAGCCUAAAUGUGCAGACGAAUCACUCUUUCUCAAUUUUGCUAUGCAUUCAGUUCGAAUGGAGGCUUGUGAUUGCCCCCCUAAUCAUUCUACGUCUGCUGUAGGACAGCCCAAAGCAUCUGUUCUUCCCGACACCUCUAAUAUAAAGAAUACCUGCUUCAAAUCUGAUUUUCAGAACAUUUCUAAAAAAGAACAUGAUGAUGACAAUUCUGAUUAUUCUAAAGGCAAACAAGAUGAUUUGUAUUGGGAGAAAAAAAAGAGCAAGAGAAGUACGGCGUGUGAUCCUGUAAAAAAGGCUUCUCAUAUUGGUGAAAAGCCAAGAGGCCCAGUUCAGGAAUCUGAUUAUCAAAGAUGUGGUAAUGAUGACUUUCUGAGAGUCCUUUUAUGGCAGUUCUACAAUUUCCGUGUUUUGCUUGGCAGUGAUUUGCUCCUAUUUAGUAACGAAAAAUAUGUAUCGGUCAGCUUGCAUUUAUGGGAUGUGUCCCGACAGGUCACACCUAUAACUUGGCUUGAAGCAUGGUUGGAUAAUGUUAUGGCGAGUGUUCCGGAGUUAGCCAUCUGUUAUCAUAGAAAUGGCGUAGUUAAAGGCUAUGAACUUCUGAAGACAGAUGACAUAUUUCGUCUGAAGGGUGUCUCUGAGGAUGGUACACCAGCUUUUCAUCCAUAUGUUGUUCAACAAAAUGGACUGUCGGUUUUGAGAUUUCUUCAGGCCAAUUGCAAACAAGAUCCUGGUGCUUAUUGGCUGUAUAAAAACGCUGGAGAAGAUGUGAUUCAACUUUUUGAUCUCUCUGCUAUACCCAAAAGCCAUCCUCCAGAAAGCGAUGAUGGUUGCUCUAGCACAUUGCCAUCUUUGAUUUACAGAGGGAGAUCCGACUCUUUAUUGACUCUUGGGACUCUUCUUUACCGCGUCGCUCAUAGGCUUUCACUUUCCAUGGUCCCCAACAAUAAGUUCAGGUGUGCUCAGUUUGUUCGGAAAUGCUUGGAGCUAUUGGAUGAACCUGAUCAUUUGGUUGUCCGUGCAUUUGCCCAUGAACAAUUCGCAAGGCUUAUUUUGAAUAGUGAUGAAGAGCUAGACUUAGCUGCUGACGUUUUCCCCCUUGCAUCAGAAGUGAUAGUCACUGAUCAAGAAGAAGAGUCUUUGGAUAUUGUCAGUAUUAUCUCAGAAUCUAGUAACCAGGAGUCAUCAAACAGUGAUCCUAACAACUCUCAGGACUCAAUUUCUGAGGCUUCUGGAGUAGACAUUCAGGAUAAUGUAAAUAUUUCUGAAUCAUUUGGUUGCAUUGCAUCUGAUCUUGUGGAUGUCAAAAGUUCUGGAAUUCUGCAGCGUCUUCGACCAGAUGAGGACUACAACUCAACCCCUGCAGAUGUAAUUCAGACCAUUGCAGAUCCGAUUUCCUCAAAACUUGCCGCUGUACACCAUGUUUCUCAAGCUAUCAAGUCACUCAGAUGGACACGACAACUACAGGGUACUGAUUCUUCUGAAUCAGAAUUCAGUAAUGGAACGAUGCACCACCCAAGUCAAUCCGAAAGUUUUUCUGUUUGUGCUUGUGGUGAUGCUGAUUGUAUUGAAGUUUGUGACAUUCGGGAGUGGCUCCCAACUUUGAAGCUGGACCAUAAGCUGUGGAAACUAAUUCUUUUGCUUGGGGAAUCUUAUUUAGCACUUGCCGAGGCUUACGUGGAGGAUGGACAGUUACUACAAGCAUUAAAAGUAGUUGAAGCUGCAUGUUCAGUUUAUGGGUCAGUGCCUCAAUACCUCCAAGAUGCCAAAUUUGUCUCUUCGAUGGGUAAUGGUAUAUCUUGGUUUAACGGACCCACUAAUAUAGAAGAGAAAGGACCUUUAAUAAGUGAUAAGACUCAACCAUACAAGAGUGCUUUUAAUGACCGUGUAAAUCCCGAGGAUUUCUCUUCCACCUACCUGUUUUGGGCCAAGGCUUGGAUGUUGGUUGGAAAUGUCUAUGUUGAGUUUCUCGCUGUGCACAACAAAGAGACAUCUUCGCAAUCGAACCAUACUCAUUCUGCCCAAGAGUUAAGAAUGUCAUCAGAAGUUGUGAAAGAACUGAUAAGGCUUAAAAAGAAGCUGAGCCAUGAUGUAGAGAAUUGCAGCACAUGUUCCCUGGUAAAUUGUAGCUGUCAGAGUGAUAGGGCUAGCAGUGGUGUAAGUGCUAGUAGCAGCAAUGGAGACACUAAACCGUUUGUUCAUGGCAGAAGACAGAGUAAGAGAUCACAUUUGAGAAAUUCGGCCACCUCUUCCUCUUCUCAGCGUAUUAACACACAAAAUAACCAUCCCCAUUUUGAAGGAGACCCUGCAAGAAAUUCCGUCGUAAUGAGGGACGUAAACGACAGUGACACAACUACAAAAAGGUAUAACAUGACUCCAGAUGAGACCAAGGAUCUGCUUUCACAUUCCACUUUUGGUGUUGACCAAGGUGAGAGUACUGCUGAUCCUGCUACCCGGGAAGGCACAAGGGGUGCCCCAGGUUCUUUUGACAGUUCUAUUGAAACUACAUCCGGAGAAUCACUUAAAAACAGGAGUGGUGGAAUAUUUAAGUACCUUCAAGGACCCGAAAGCACGGAUAGAGAGACUAAUCUUUCAUUGGCCUUAAUCUGUUAUGAGUCUGCUAUUAUGGCUUUUGGUGAGCUUUCUUUUAGUUCAAAUGAAUUGCAGUCUCUGCUUAAGAAGGUAGGUUGGGUUUGCAACGAACUUGGAAGAAUUAAGCUCGAAAGAAAGAAUCUAGCCGAAGCUGAAGCUACUUUUAAAAAGGCAAUCGAUGCCUUUAGACGGGUUUCUGAUCAUACCAAUAUUAUACUCAUCAACUGUAAUCUGGGUCAUGGUAGACGUGCAAUGGCCGAGGAACUAAUAUCUAAAAUGGAGUACUUUAAGUCAAAAUCAAUCCUCCGUGAUGCAUACAUGCAGACCUUGGAUGCUGCAAAAGUGGAAUAUGGCAAGUCGCUUGGCUUUUACGAAGUCGCAAAGUCCGAAUUGAGCAACGUCAGUAGUGAUGCAGAUAAUUUUCCAACUGACCUCAGAAAUGAAGUGUAUACGCAGUUUGCGCAUACGUAUUUGAGGCUUGGCAUGUUAUUGGCAAGAGAAGAUACAAUCGCAGAUGUUCAUAUAAAUGGGGUUUCUGAAGACAAACCAAUAGUUCCUCAAGGUCUUACUGAUAAAAGAAUAACGAAGGGACGUAAAAAGAGUCAGAUUUCAGCCAGUGAUGCUAUAGGAGAAGCUUUGACUAUUUACGAGUCUUUGGGUGAGUUACGGAAACAGGAAGCUGCGUAUGCUUAUUUCCAGCUAGCUUGUUAUCAAAGAGAACAGUGCUUGAAGUUUUCGGAUUUGAGCCAUAAAAGCAGCAAUCAAUUAAAAGGUGAAAAUGGCAUUCUCCGUAGGGUAAAACAGUAUCAUUCCUUGGCCGAGACGAACUGGCAGAAGGCAAUUGAUUUCUACACGGCAAAAACGCAUCCCACCAUGUAUCUAUCAAUUUUAAUAGAGAGAGCUGCUCUCUUAUCAAGUCUUUAUAACGUUUAUAACUCACACUUGAUGCUCGAGACUGCUUUGAGUUGUUUGCUUGAAGCUCGCCAUGUCUCAGAGCUGUUGAAUUCGGGUUCCUCCGCAAAUGGAACUGUUAAUGCUUGUACUAAAUUCUGGAUACAGUUACAGACGAUAUUGAAGAAGAUGUUGGCUUCUUCUCUAUCAGCGGAUUCAAACAAAACAAAUGUAUGUUCAUCACUGGGAACUUCAUCAUCAAAGAAGUGUGGCGAUGCCGAGAAACUGAGAGAGCUUUAUAGGAUAUCUUUGAAAUCCCCAGAUUUUAACCAAUUGCAUUAUAUGAACAACUUAUGGGUUGGAAUUACAGCUCAGGAACAUCGCACUGAAGCAACUCAAAGAUCAGACUGAUCUUACAAAAUUAAGUGUGUCAUGCUUUGAAAGUGUUGGUUUUGCCUAUGUUAUACAUGUAUAGAUGUACAAAUGAGCGACCUUGUAUCAUUAAUAUUACAGCCCAUCUUCUAUGAAACCAUCUCACUGUGAAACGGCUCGAAAACAAGAAUCUCAUAAGCUAGAAAUUUUUAUAAUUGGAUUAUUUAACUCAAGUAUGAGACUUCUCUCACGAUGAGACUGUCUCAUACAAGAAUUUGUGUUAAUAGUAAAACUGUGACAUUGUUUUGUAUAUAUACAAAAUUUGUCUUACUUUUCUUUGUAGUUUAUUUCCAUCGAAUUUGUUUUAAUUUUAUGUUUGAUCAUGACUCUAUGAUCCAU